Molecule: messenger RNA, 935 nt
Organism: Oncorhynchus tshawytscha (Chinook salmon)
Lineage: Eukaryota; Metazoa; Chordata; Actinopteri; Salmoniformes; Salmonidae
Product: vasotocin-neurophysin VT 1
Exons: 3
Coding region: 154-621 (155 amino acids)
Cellular component (GO): secretory granule; extracellular region
Molecular function (GO): neurohypophyseal hormone activity
Source: RefSeq, a predicted model, not a curated record
CUUAAGCUUUAUCAGCGUUGUAUCAACUUGGACGAUCCCAAUAAAUAACGGAAAGUUCUUAGUCGUUCAAAAAAAAAACGAGCCAUUUGAAGGAGUUCAGUUGUAGCCGUAGCCUACAGUACAAAUUGGACGAAGCACUUUAGACGGAACAAGAUGCCAGAUUCUACUAUUCCACUUCUGUGCGUCCUGGGGCUCCUCGCGCUCUCAUCUGCAUGCUACAUCCAGAACUGUCCGCGAGGCGGAAAGCGCUCUUUUCCUGAUCUGCAAAGACCGUGCAUGUCAUGUGGCCCCGGAAACCGGGGCCUCUGCUUUGGCCCCAGUAUCUGCUGUGGGGAAGGGAUGGGCUGCUACGUGGGCUCCCCAGAGGCAGCUAGUUGUGUGGAGGAGAACUACCUGCCCUCUCCCUGUGAGGCCGGAGGAAGAGUGUGUGGGUCUGAGGAGGGACACUGUGCUGCACCUGGGGUGUGCUGUGAUGCUGAGAGUUGUCUACUGGACCCAGACUGCCUAGACGACAGUAAACGUCAGCCACCCAGCGAGCAGAACAGUUCCUUGAUGGAAGGUUUGGCAGGAGAUCUGCUGCAGUGGAUGCUGCAUGCCACCAGAAGGGAGAGACCUCAGUAACAAACCACUGGCCAGCCCUCACCAAAACACACACCCAGAAUAGCGCCUAGAUCAGUUUCACAUGCACUACUACUGCAAAAAACUUACACAGCAUACACACACACAUCAUACACAUACAACAGGACACAGGAAAGGAAGAGUGGGUUUGCUACAUAAAAAAAGCAAUCAGCUCUAGUACAUUAAUAUUUACUGUGCUUACAGUAGCCUUCAGUAAGUUUUAAUUUCUAAGGCUUCAACUCAAAUAUGCAUUGUACAAUCCACUAGGGGUGGAAGGAAUGUAAAUAUGUAGCAAAUAAAUAUUUUCUUGCACUAUU